AUGGCCUCACCUGCGGCACCUCCAGCUCCUGGGCGCACGCCAUUCAUACCGCCCGAUUAUGAACUCAACGAACAUAUCGCUGAUUUCAUUGGUUAUCUGACUCUGGCUGUUCUUUGUUUCAUUGCAUUGUUACGAUUACCAAGCUUCAUCAAAUACCGCCUUCGCGCAACCUCGAGGCCGGCCUCCUUCAUCAAGAAAGGCUACUUGUUGUCCAAAAAUCGUAACGAAACUGGGCCUCCGAAUGGAGGCAAAGCACAACCCUUCGCCGAUGGCAGUCCACUGCUCAGGACUAAAUUUACUUUAAUCAAGUUGUACAAUCUCAAAGUCCCUUACAUGAGUGCUCUGGUGAAUCACUUCAAUCUAGGCAAUUGCUUGUUUCUUCUGGUCUAUCUUAUCCUUCUAGUUAUCCUCUCUCUUUAUAAAAACUUCGAAGGAACAAGAAGCCUCGAGAACUAUAAAAGGUUUGGAUUGAUUGCGAUUUCUCAAUUUCCUCUGCUAUUCGUUCUAUCGAUGAAGAAUUCGCCUUUAAAUCACAUCACCGGUGUUGGUUACGAGCGACUCAAUUUUAUCCAUCGGUCUAUUGCACGAAUCAUCUUCAUAUUCGCCUUGAUUCAUGGGGCCUUACAGAUGAACCUACAGCACAAUCUCACGGGCAAGAUUCAUUUUAAGAAGGCUCCGAAAUAUGGAUUGGUUGCACUUUGCUUACUUGCAUUGCUCAAUAUCAUGGGCUCCAGAGUUUUCCGAAAUUCUUUAUACCAAGUAUUCCUGACUCUUCACGUUUUCGGUUACAUUACCCUGGUUGUGAUCCUUUGGUUACAUUCCCAGCACACAAGACCAUUUUUGAAGGCGUCUAUCGCUUUCCUCGUUUUGGAUAACCUACUCAAAGUCGUCAAAUCCAGGGUCAAGCGCGCUACGUUUACUGCCAUGCCGGGAGGCUUAACUAGGAUCGAGGUUCAUGGCAUCAAUGACGGCUGGCGUGCUGGCCAGCAUGUAUUCUUAAGAGUCUUGAAAGGGCGCCAAAUAUUUGAAAAGCACCCGUUCACGAUUGCAAACGCCCCGAAUUCUUCAACUCCAUAUGGGUCGACCGAUCAUUUGCUCAUCGUGGCAAAAGCAGCCGGGGAUUAUACCGAGAGGAUAUAUUGUUUAGCAGGCCAUCCACGAGAAAACAGUUCCGAUAAUUUGGGGAUAGAAUCGAAGCUUCCCUCCCCAGUUGAUAUGAAGGACGAAUCAAAAGGCUCCGCUGUGAUAGUUCCAGGCGGAUUAUCUCCUUCAGGCACUUCUUAUCACGUUCUUGUGGAUGGACCUUAUGGAAGUUUUUUUACCGACAUGACUCGCUAUCGUACUGUACUCUUAUGUGCCGGGGGAAGUGGUUUCACUUAUUGCAUGGCCGCCCUUGAAGAUAUAAUCGGUCAAGCCGCCAAAAGCGGCAGAAGCCUAACAAAGCACGUCCAUGUAGUCUGGAGUUUGCGAGAGCCAGACAUGAUCGAAAGCUUCGGUCCGGGGAUCGAGGAGACGAUCAGGGUUGCCCAAGCGCACGGAAUCACUGUCACGGUCAAACUAUUCCUAACGAAAGCGAACAGUAACAGCUUAGUUGAACGAAGCUACUUAGCAUCGCUCGAAUUGAAAGUCGACCGACCCAUCUUCAGUCAAGUACUCAAUGAAGUUGCAUCGGGCGAAGCUUUGGUAAAUGGCGGCGGAUUAGGCGUGGGUGUGUGUGGUCCUUCCGGCUUGGUUGAAGGAGUUAGUCAAGCCGUGAUGGACUUGGACCCCAAUCAAGUCCAAGGGAUUGGGGGCGUAAAACUGCACAGUGAAAAAUUCGGCUGGUAA
Puccinia graminis f. sp. tritici CRL 75-36-700-3 is the source of this 1827-nucleotide messenger RNA. RefSeq lists its product as uncharacterized. The transcript is spliced from 15 exons. Gene Ontology annotation, biological process: iron ion transport; copper ion import; intracellular iron ion homeostasis. Gene Ontology annotation, cellular component: plasma membrane. The coding region runs from base 1 to 1827 and encodes 608 amino acids. NCBI's taxonomy places the organism in Eukaryota, Fungi, Basidiomycota, Pucciniomycetes, Pucciniales, Pucciniaceae. Gene Ontology annotation, molecular function: ferric-chelate reductase activity. The record is from RefSeq and is a predicted model, not a curated record.